Messenger RNA from Archocentrus centrarchus (flier cichlid), 1495 nucleotides. RefSeq names its product dehydrogenase/reductase (SDR family) member 1 (gene dhrs1). NCBI's taxonomy places the organism in Eukaryota, Metazoa, Chordata, Actinopteri, Cichliformes, Cichlidae. The record is from RefSeq and is a predicted model, not a curated record.
ACGGGCGUCCUAUCAGCUUUGUCGCAGAGUUGAUCUCUAACACAUCGGCGGUGUUGACGAGCUGCGAUAUAAUUACCGAUAUACAUGAUAAACCAGAUCCUGCUCGUUCUGUGCUGGACGGUACUGUUUUUGAGCAGAUUGUGUGUUGUGUCGAUUCCUCCACACAGUGACCAUGUCCCUAUCUGGUUGGGUGUGUGUAGUAACAGGUGCCUCCAGGGGCAUUGGCAGAGGAAUAGCUCUCCAGCUAUCUGAGGCAGGAGCCACGGUCUACAUCACAGGACGCCAGGAGAAUGCGCUGAAACAAACUGCUGCACAGGUGAAGGAGAGGGGUGGGAACUGUGUACCCGUUAUCUGUGACUCUACAAAAGAUGCUGACAUUCAAGAACUUUUCGAACGGAUCAAACAAGAACAGAACGGCAGACUGGAUAUACUGGUUAACAAUGCCUAUUCUGGAGUACAGGAUAUCUUUGGGAACAUGGGUAACAAAUUCUGGGAAACUGAACCAUCUAUUUGGGAUUCCAUCAACAACGCAGGCCUCAGGGGUCACUACUUUUUCUCAGUUUACGCAGCCCGGUUAAUGGUGGCUCAAGGUCAGGGUUUGAUAGUGACCAUUUCAUCUUUUGGAGGGAUACGGUACCUCUUCAAUGUGCCAUAUGGUGUUGGUAAAGCAGCUUGCGACAGAUUAGCAGCAGACAUGGCCGUUGAGCUCCGGAGCAGAGGUGUAGCUUCUGUCAGCCUGUGGCCGGGAGCGGGUGAAACAGAACUGGUGUCUCAGUUGAUACUGUCGAAAGAAGAUUCAUCAUCGGGGGGCCAGUCUAAGUUCAAAAAGGUUUUUGCUGACGGAGAAACCACAGAACUGAGUGGAAGGUGCAUCGUCAACCUGGCCAAAGAUAAAAAUCUGAUGUCACUGUCUGGGAAAAUACUCAUGACUGCUGAUCUGGCGAGGCGCUAUGGGAUAAAAGAUGUCGACGGCCGGAGUGUAACUGACUACACUUCCAUUAAAUACCUCCUGUCCCAAGCCCCAUACCUGUCCUGGCUGUCGGCUGUCGUGCCCUCAUUCGUACGUGUGCCACGCUUUGUGAUAAACUUGGCUUUCAGCCACUUCUGAAAAUCUCCUACAUAAAGUCUCUUGUGGCAAUUUUGUCUACAGUUCCCAUUUUAUUUGCUAACACCUGAAGGGGGAUGAAAGGGUUAAGAUUAACACUAUUUUCUGAAGGAUCAUUUAUCAUUUUACAUAUAUGCACACAUCCAUGUGUAAUGACCCCAUAAUUUACACAUAUACUAAACUGCUAACCUCAGGCGAAGGCGCACAAUGUGAAAACUAAUGCUCUAUUAUAACUGCAUGUUAUGGUCUUUUGAAGUACUAUGAUCUUUUUGAAACAUAAAAGUGCUUUAUUUUUGCAUUUUUUACAUUUGUAUUAUAUUUCUGGACACACACUACUAAUAAUACUGUAGCCGGCUGGCUAAAUAACAAAUGGUUAAAUAAAGGAAUGAU